AUGAUGUCAAGAACUACAUUUCUUAUACAAAUUGCUUCUGUACCUGGUAAUCAAGUUGGUCAACGACGAUUUGAACAAUGUCGUUAUUUACAUGAUUUACUUAUAAAUACAUUAAUUGAUCAAAAUAAAGAAGAAGAACAAAAAGAACAAAUAAAAGUAUUAUCAAAAUUAUUUCCUCAACAUAAAAUUGUUCUUCGAUCAGGAUUUUCGCAAACAGCUCAAUGGGGCUUAGAACCAAAUAUGUUUAUUGAAAUUCAUGGUGAUGAACAUCAAGCACGUAUAAUUAGUGCACUUUUUGGUAAAGCAUUUUGUCAAGAUGGUAUAGGUAUUGGUUGUGGUGGAAUUGAAGGACAAAAUCAUUCUGUAUUAAUUGUUAAUAAAAAUUGGAGUAAUGAAGAUGAACGAUUAAAUUUUGUUUCAAUGAUUCUUCAACAUUAUCCAUCACUUUCAGCUCAACUUGAUAUCAAUGGACAACUUGCAUUUCAUAAUUAUUCUAUGCAAUCAUCAUAUUCAUUUAAUGAUAUUAUAGAAUUUAUUAAUACUAAAAAUAAUCAUGAAAAAUAUUUUAUUGAAGAACGACAAAUGAAAAGUGAACUUGUUGAUCAAGCUGAAUAUGAAAAUUUAUUAAUGUUACUUGAAUCAUCACAUAUGCGUCAUAUAUUUAAUAUGUUACGACACGAACAUGCUCGUCUUUUCUCUGGCUAUGCAUGUGCUUCAUUACCAUUACCAUCAGUAUCAACAAAACGUCGACAAAAACAACAUGAACAAAAACAACAUGAGCAAAAACAACAUGAACAAAAACAGCAUGAACAAAAACAAGAUGAAAAUGAUAAAAACAAAAUUCUUUUAUUUUCACCUUCUCAUUUAUGUUCAUUCAUUGUUAUCUCUCAUCAACCAUGUAUGUGUCUUACUGACUUCACCUGCUUUUGUUAUUAG
Messenger RNA from Rotaria sp. Silwood2, 936 nucleotides. NCBI's taxonomy places the organism in Eukaryota, Metazoa, Rotifera, Eurotatoria, Philodinida, Philodinidae. The record is from the annotation of a GenBank genome assembly.